Molecule: messenger RNA, 546 nt
Organism: Triticum urartu
Lineage: Eukaryota; Viridiplantae; Streptophyta; Magnoliopsida; Poales; Poaceae
Source: RefSeq, a predicted model, not a curated record
AUCCAUAUGUAUGCACACACACAGACAUCUCACACGAUCCAAUUAUAUCCUGCUUAAAGAGGAAGGUAGCUAGCUAGGCUGCAUCUUUCAGCUGCGCCUGGUCAAACAUGGCUUCCAUGGGGUUUAGCUAUGCGCAGGUACAUGUGCGGCAGGAGAAGGUCCGGCAGAGGAUCAGCCAACAAGAAGCCGCCAACAACUCGACCGUGAAGAACAAGAACAAGAGUAUCGGUGAAGAAGACAAGAUCAACAAGAGAAACUGCGACUCAUGGGCCGCCGCCGGCAGGGUGCAUCCGUGCGCAUCUUCCACGGCGGCGGCGGCGGCGGCUGGGCCGGUGCCGGAGAGGUGAGGCUGGCUGGCGAUGAGUUUUCUCUUCAGGCCACAAGAGGCUUGAUUCGAGAGUUUAGUUUGUGUUUGUGACUAGUCUUAGCUUCUCUCAAUAUUUCCUCAAGGGAAUAAAGAUGUAUGCUAGUAUGUUUGCUUGUCUCAAUAGUGCCAAUAUUUCAACGACCAACAAUCAAAUAUACUUCAGCCACAGUUAUCUGAUA